Molecule: messenger RNA, 1047 nt
Organism: Rhodamnia argentea
Lineage: Eukaryota; Viridiplantae; Streptophyta; Magnoliopsida; Myrtales; Myrtaceae
Exons: 1
Coding region: 277-756 (159 amino acids)
Source: RefSeq, a predicted model, not a curated record
UUGUGAAAGACGAUUUCUGAAAAGAAAAAGAGCGAUCUUCCACCAGGAACACGAAGAAAAAGAUUGGGAAAUCGCGCGCAUUCUCCAGCGCACAAUGAUCCCUUUAUCAUGCUCUCAAGCAAUCCCUCUCAAGUAAUCAAAAUCGUCCCCUACUAUACAGUAGUAAUAUUUCAUUCAAAUUUCAAAAGCACUGAAACCCGAGCAUCCAUUAUUAGGCGUAUAUAAGGAGUCCCCGAAAAAACAGAGCACCCUCGAGGAGAACAGAGCACGAAGAAGAUGGCGACUCUGCAGAAGUUCAAGCUCCUAGCCGCCCAGUGCGGCGUGGCCCCGAGCCCCACGCGCAGCCCGAGAGCAAGCCCCGUCGUCCAGCUCCGCCGCCAGAGCCACAAGACCACCCUGGGGAUGCUCUUCGCUCGCGGCUGCGGGGUCGGGGUGCGGCGGGUCGACUCGGUCGAGCCGAGAAGCUUCCACACGCCAGAAUCGGGCGGGGAGAAGAGGAAGAAGAGCGCGAGCGGGCGCACUCUGAAGGACCUGUUCGUGUCGCCGCCGCCAAGCCCGGAAAGAGAUGGCGAUGGAAGGGGAGGCGGCAAAGGAAACGGAAGCGGCGGGGAGGAGGUGUUUCCUUUCCACGCGGGCAGCCUAGGCGGUGUGAUUGCCGGGCACGGUUCGCCAAGGCCGGUCUUCAUGGGGUUGCGGUUCAGGUCGCUGAUGCUCAGGAAGGCCUGGCGUCCCACGCUGGAAACAAUACCCGAGUGAUAUGCCCAUGCGGAACCCAAAUUUUGCUACGAAUUGUGUCGAGGACCGUCGUUUCGAGUGGCAGAAUCAACUCAACUCGGUCGUCGUCCCUCUCAUUCCCUAGACUCCAAUCUCGAUCUUAUCUUUGCGUUUCGCGUCGCAUACUUGUCUCAAGUUUGCGCAGAUGAGAUUCUAAUGAAAUGACAUGCCAUGCGAAAAUUGCCUUCUCUAUAAUUUGGAUACUAUUCCGACAAGUAUAAGGCCUAAGUCGCUAGAAAUAUGUUCAGGUGCUAUGCCGCAUCGUAGGCUAUG